AUAAUGAAUAAUUAAAUGAAAUCCGUAUAAAUUAAUAUAAAAGUGAUAUUAAGUUUAAUUUCAGCUAAAGUGAGUAAAGGAAAAAAAUAUUAAACACGUGUCAGCGAAACAUUCUGAUUUUGAUUGAUUUAUUUGAGAUUUUCUCCGAAGAACCCAGUUUUAAGUUAUCACCGCUUAACAGUUGGGGAUCCUACUAGAAGGCUUGAUAUAAAAUAUCCUUUUCCAUCAGCUGUAGUAUCACUGUCUUCUCCAGAACUCCAGCAAAGCCUCAAAACCGCCUCAGAGAGAAUUUAAUCAUUCCGAACGCCAGAUUUUCCAUUCAAUUUGUAACGUGAGUGAAGUUAUAAAACAGUUUGAAUAAGGAUUUCAGUGUGACUGGAUAGCGUGUAAGCUUUCAAAUAAAAAUUAUAAAAAGUUUCAAUUGCAUA
Messenger RNA from Clunio marinus, 428 nucleotides. The record is from the annotation of a GenBank genome assembly. NCBI's taxonomy places the organism in Eukaryota, Metazoa, Arthropoda, Insecta, Diptera, Chironomidae.